Messenger RNA from Erigeron canadensis, 1405 nucleotides. Its product is annotated as chalcone synthase. Bases 109 to 1305 code for a protein of 398 amino acids. Lineage: Eukaryota; Viridiplantae; Streptophyta; Magnoliopsida; Asterales; Asteraceae. Gene Ontology annotation, biological process: polyketide biosynthetic process. The record is from RefSeq and is a predicted model, not a curated record. Gene Ontology annotation, molecular function: acyltransferase activity, transferring groups other than amino-acyl groups. The transcript has 3 exons.
ACUUCUUGUAAUCACCAUCACUACUUGUGUACUUACAAUCAAACUUAUAUAGCUAGCUUGAUAUUAACUAAUUAAGAUAUAUCACCGCCCAGCUAUAUACCAAUAAUAAUGGCUUCGUCUAUCGACAUAGCGGCUAUUAGAGAAGCCCAGCGGGCACAAGGCCCAGCUACCAUUCUCGCGAUUGGCACGGCAACCCCCUCUAAUUGUGUCUAUCAAGCUGAUUAUCCUGAUUACUAUUUUCGCAUCACUAAAAGCGAACACAUGGUUGAUCUCAAAGAGAAAUUCAAGCGCAUGUGCGACAAAUCCAUGAUAAGAAAGCGAUACAUGCACCUCACUGAAGAGUAUCUAAAAGAGAAUCCCAGCCUUUGCGAGUACAUGGCUCCGUCACUCGACGCACGUCAAGACGUGGUGGUCGUGGAAGUCCCGAAGCUCGGUAAAGAAGCCGCAACCAAAGCAAUCAAAGAAUGGGGCCAACCCAAAUCCAAAAUCACCCAUCUCAUUUUUUGCACUACAUCCGGUGUCGACAUGCCCGGUGCCGAUUACCAGCUCACCAAGCUUCUCGGCCUUCGCCCGUCUGUUAAACGUUUCAUGAUGUACCAACAAGGUUGUUUUGCUGGGGGUACGGUUCUUCGUCUUGCCAAAGACCUCGCGGAGAACAACAAGGGGGCUCGUGUUCUUGUUGUUUGCUCUGAGAUCACUGCUGUCACGUUUCGUGGUCCUAAUGAUACUCAUCUUGACUCACUUGUGGGUCAAGCUUUGUUUGGAGACGGGGCCGCUGCAGUCAUUGUGGGUUCUGACCCUGACUUGACGACUGAGCGGCCCUUGUUUGAGAUGAUCUCUGCAGCUCAAACAAUUUUGCCUGAUUCCGAGGGGGCUAUUGAUGGACAUUUGAGGGAAGUUGGGCUUACAUUUCAUCUUCUUAAAGAUGUACCCGGGUUGAUCUCAAAGAAUAUUGAGAAGGCGCUAACACAAGCCUUUUCUCCAUUAGGUAUAAGUGACUGGAACUCGCUGUUUUGGAUCGCGCAUCCUGGAGGUCCAGCGAUAUUGGACCAGGUGGAGCUCAAGCUCGGUCUCAAGGAAGAGAAAAUGAGAGCCACCCGACACGUGCUUAGUGAGUAUGGGAACAUGUCUAGUGCUUGUGUGUUGUUCAUCAUUGAUGAGAUGAGAAAGAAGUCGGCCGAGGAUGGUGCUGCGACCACCGGUGAAGGGUUAGACUGGGGUGUUCUCUUUGGGUUCGGUCCCGGUUUAACCGUGGAGACAGUGGUUCUUCAUAGCCUCCCAACCACAACAGCCAUUGCCACCUAACUAAAAUAUCACGGGAUGUGUACUAUUUAUGAAGUGACUUGAUCAAUUAUCACCUAGCUACUAUGGUUGUUAUUGGUUAAAUAAAUGUACUUUUAGCUUA